AAUACUUUGUUUUCUUCAUCAGAUAUCAAUCGCUACGCUUAUCUGUUUCUGUCUCCCAUCUCCCAGAAAGCAAAAGAAAAUUUCUGUUUCUCUCUCUAUAUCUUUCUGUCUUGUCUCUCUCACUAUUAAGAAAAUGGAGGCUGCACCAAUUCGGAUUGAUAGGAAACCAUCCAUAGAAACCGAGCCAAGAACGUUGGGAAUGGAACAAAUUGAAUUUGCAAGGGUACUUAUGUUAAUUCUUUUCUGGGUUUUUGAGACAUGCAUAUAUGCUCCUCCUUGGCAAGAACAGUUCACUUCGUGAUGGCAAAAACGGGACGAUUUACUAUUUACCGCUCUUGUACUAAGCAGAAGGAAGAGAGUAAAGUACACGAGGAGGCAGCCAAGUAUGUGGUGAAUACAAAGAAUAUGGAAGAAGCAAUGCGCAUUUUCACAGAGGGUUUGGAGCCAGUGGUAAGUUCGAUCCAGCAAAGUGGUGAUGAAGUGAUGAUGGCUUCAGUUGAGGAGCCUGAGUACUCGGAACCUUAUUACAGAAGACCACGAGGACCCAGGGAGAUUGUCUCAGCACCUUUUUAGCUGGUGAUCAAAUACUUUUGUAAUUUAAUUACUGCAGGUGUUUUGAAUGUAAAAUAUUGUACAGGAUAUGGAUUGCUUGUUUUUGUUUUUCCUUCAGUCGGUCUUUUUGUAACUUGUUCUUCUUACGAUGCCGAAAAAGUUUUGAAUUGAUUGAGAUUUUCCUAAGUAUAGC
Malus domestica (apple) is the source of this 745-nucleotide messenger RNA. RefSeq lists its product as uncharacterized. NCBI's taxonomy places the organism in Eukaryota, Viridiplantae, Streptophyta, Magnoliopsida, Rosales, Rosaceae. The record is from RefSeq and is a predicted model, not a curated record.